AUGUAUAAUCCUGUAGAGUAUUAUUAUUCCAACGAUUACUACUUGUCAUAAAUCACAAAUAGUAACUUUAAUCGAGUCAAUACUUCCUACUCUCCUAAAAAAGUUAUGAUGAGCAUAUUCAGAAAUGAUUGCAAGCCAUUUAUUAAGCAAAAAACCCUUAACUUAGAGUCAAAAGAAAUUCAUCCCCACAUUGUUAGACAUAAGUGUAUUAAACAAUCUUUCACUAAAUUGGCAGAAUCUAUUCUUAGUGUCAGUAAUUGUUUCGAUAACAUUCCAAACACAUAUACAAAAACUGAAAAGUUUGUUUAAAAAUUAAAGCCUAAAAUAACUACUCCUUCUCCUACUCCUCCAAAACCUCAUAAUCAUGAAAUAUAUAGAAUUCCAGGUAGACUUCACAAAGGGGCAUUGCUAAGAAAUUUUGAUAAUUCAAUAAAUUAAAUUGAUAAAUCCUAUAUUUUAGACUCUAAAUAAGAGUUAGGAACAUUGUCAAUGAGUCCAAAACCAAGGGCAAUUGAUUGUUUUCAAGAAUAAGUUAGACAAAAAAACUAGCAAAUAUCAAAUACUGUUAAUAUGGUAAGUCAUUUUAAAGAAUUAUAGCAAUAACUUACUAUAAGAAAAUCAAUCUUAAAUAAUGAAAUAACUACUAAUACUCCUAAGCAACCGAGUUCCAACAUAAUAGAUUAAACAAUUCAAGCAAUGAAAGUAGAUUGUUUUUACACUAAAUUGAGUCUUAAUAAUAUUAAUCACUUAGUUAUGAUAUAAUUUGAAAAUGUUUUGGGAUUUGAUGAAUCAAGUUACUUUGGAUUACAAACUGAUUUCUUAACUAGUAAACAAUACGAUGAAUAUGUAGUUUUAAGAGAUCAUUACUUUUAGAAGGUCUCAUCAUCUCAAUCAUUUUAUAUACUGAAGAAUUUCAAAGAAUUAUUUAAUUCUAUUUCUCGUGUUUAUUAAGUGUGUUUAUACACAAUUCAUUAUCCUUAAUUACUAAAAGAAUUUCUUUAGGAAAGAAAAUUAAGAGUUAAUUGUGGAUUUUAAAUUUUGAAUUAUAAAAUUGAUACAUUUGUAGUUGAUAUUAGUCAGGUUUUUAUUGAUCUCUAGAUAGUGACUCCAGAAUUAUUAAUACUAAUCUAACCCUGUCAGAUAUUAGGUUAAUAAGAAUAACAGAUCAGUAGUAAUUCAAAAAUUCCAUAUUAUGAAUUUCAUGGUUAGCGGUUCUUUUUACCAUAUUCAGGAGAAAUUCAUCCUAAUAAUUGCAGACUAUUAGCCUUGCCUCUAUUAUCUAUGGAGUCCUUAUUAAAAUAAGAUGAAUAAAGUAAAGGAUUUGUGCAAAUUAGUUAUUUUAUAGAGUAAUUUACUUUGGCUUUGUAAAGUGAAAGUUACUUUGUAAAGUUUCUUAAUAAAAGCUAGAAUAGAAUAAAAACUAUUGAUUUGUCUAGGUAUUUUAGAUAAUAAAACUAAAAAAUAUUGCAAUAGUUAUUUUUCAUAGAUACUUUAAAGAUCCAAGAACAAAAAUAGGAUGAAUUUCAAAUGAAAAAGAAGGAAAUGAUACAAAGAAUCAUUUAAAAAUUUGAUCAUUCAAAAUAAAUUGAAUAAUAUACAAAUGAUUUGAUGUUUAGGAAUAAAGAUAUUUUUAAGAAAAUGAGAAAUUACAAAUAAGAAAACGUGAACAAAUUGCAUAAAUUAUAAUAGGACCUUUCUCAAUAAGUGAUUAGAUAUAAUUAUUGCGAAAUGUUUGUUGAUACAACAUACUACUUAGCGUAUUGA
Molecule: messenger RNA, 1764 nt
Organism: Paramecium tetraurelia
Lineage: Eukaryota; Ciliophora; Oligohymenophorea; Peniculida; Parameciidae
Exons: 1
Source: RefSeq, a predicted model, not a curated record